UACUACUUGGGCUUUUUUCUCACGGUUGGAGCUGCUGUGACCAGUGGAUUGUUGUUUCCCUUGGUGGAAUUGAUGUAUAUAAAAACCAAGCAAAGCUUAACUUACAGUUUACUAAUAGAAUGCAGAUUGUGUCUUCUGUGGUUGCUUCUCUUUUCUGCAUUGUUGGGAUGUUUGUCAACAACGACUUAAAGGAAAUUCCAAAAGAAGGUAAAGGGUACGAGUUUGGGGAGGUCAAGUAUUACGUAGUUUUAGUAGCUAUUGCAAUUAUGUGGCAGAUUUACUUCAUUGGAACAGUAGGAGUUAUCUUCUGUUCGACAUCUUUGCUUGCUGGUGUUAUCGUUGCUGUUAUGGUACCCGUUACAGAGAUUCUAGCGGUUGUGUUCUACCACGAGAGUUUUAAAUAUGAAAAAGGCAUUGUUGUGUUCCUUUCACUCUGGGGUUUCAUGUCUUAUUUUUACGGUGACUACAUGAAAGCAAAGAAGCAGAGUUCAGAAUUAGAUCCAGGCGAAAACUUCCCCUCCAGAAACCAACUUGCAGUAAUUUAAUACAAGGAUAUUUGUUAUUUGAGAGUAUUUUGCUGCACUGCUAUAAACUAGGGCGCACAUUCUCCGUAAAUUCACUGAACUCGUUUGUA
Molecule: messenger RNA, 634 nt
Organism: Papaver somniferum (opium poppy)
Lineage: Eukaryota; Viridiplantae; Streptophyta; Magnoliopsida; Ranunculales; Papaveraceae
Product: purine permease 3-like
Exons: 2
Coding region: 120-545 (141 amino acids)
Cellular component (GO): membrane
Molecular function (GO): purine nucleoside transmembrane transporter activity
Source: RefSeq, a predicted model, not a curated record